Prorocentrum cordatum is the source of this 589-nucleotide messenger RNA. The record is from the annotation of a GenBank genome assembly. NCBI's taxonomy places the organism in Eukaryota, Dinophyceae, Prorocentrales, Prorocentraceae.
GGCUAGGUUGGACUCCAACGCCUCGUGGUGCGACGAGGACCUCAUGGCCGAUCUGGGCACCGAAAGAGUUGCCCGCCGGCCUCAAUCCAUGGACUCGCCGCGCAUCAAGACGGCAUCUGGGUGGGGCCUGCGCCAGCGCGGGCGGAGGAGGCAGAGGCUGCCCCGCAGAGACAGCCGCAGCCCUCGGCGCCUGCCCAGCGCCCCCAAGGGCGAGCGGUGGCACUCGCAGCUGGAUAACUUCACCUGCGAGCUCACCGGGUACCGCCGGCGGCCCAUCGUGGUCUCUGCGAGGCGAGCGCGGCGGAUGCAGCGCGAGCAGGAGAGGGAGGCCUGCGUGCUGACGGCGCCGGUGCCGCAUCCGCAGCCGGCGGUGCCGAAACGGGAGUACAAGCCUCCGCCACCUCUUCGCCAAUCGCUGCUGCAUCGACCUGAAUUUCCUCCGGCUGCGGCUGCCAACGAGGCGGACCCGCGGCCUGCGGCGAGCACCGCGAAGCCGCUCGUGGCUGGCGGCUUCGCUCCCGCGGCGAGCACCGCUAAGCCGCUCGUGGCCGGCGGCUUCUCCCCCGCGGCCCCCCGGGCGCGUCGGGAC